AUGACUAAACUCGACAAAAUCGCGGAUGAUUCAGAGUUAGAACCCGCGAACGUGAAAAUGCGUUUAGAUCGGAUAAAGGAGCAAGUUCGAGCAUACGAGGAAUUAAACGACGAACUUGCGUUGUUGGUUGAACCCGACGACGAGCAACUCGCUGAAUUUGAGUCGUUACAAAAUAGAUUUUACGCAAUCGCGACAAAAGUCGAGGUGAUCGUGUCACCGAUAACGCCGCUAUCUGUUAGCAGAUUAAAUUCAACAUCUCUACCGACCGAUGGCACGCGUCGUCUGAAAUUGCCCGUGGCAGACCUUCCAAAGUUCAAAGGUGACCUCGAGAAGUGGUUAUCGUUCAAAAAUAUGUUUCUCGCGAUGAUUAAUUCUCGCGAGGACAUAACGAAUUUACAGAAAUUUAUUUAUGUGAAAAAUUGCCUCGAAGAUGACACGUUGAACAAGAUCCUGGUUUACGACAUAAGCGAAGAGAAUUACGAGACCGCUUGGAAACUAUUUUUGGACUCUUACGAUAAGACCCGUAUUCUAAUCGUGAAACAUCUGGCCGCUAUUCUGGAAUUACCGGUGCAGACAAAGGCCACGCACCAAGGACUAACGAGACUCAUCGAUGACAUGCGUCAACACCUAAACAUGCUCGCGUCGAUGAAUGUGAAACCGGAUGAACAUUUGUUAGUUCGGAUAUUGAAAUGUGCGCUACCCCACAACAUUCGAUCUAAAUGGGAGGAAACUCUCAGUUUAGAUAUCUCACCGACACUAGAUCAAUUAUACAAGUUCAUUUCGGAAACUGCGUUCCGACUUUUUACGAUCGAACAAGAUUCGUCGCGUUCAAAACAAGAGGCGAAUAAAAAACGACCAUUUUUCGGGAAGGCACAAGAUGGUGCGAAGAUUCGAAGAGGUGAAGACGGCGCGCGUACGCUAAUGACCGGUACAUCAUCCAAUUGUUUGGUUUGCAAGAGAGAAAACCAUUUCAUAUAUCAGUGUCGUGAGUUUCAAAACAUGACCGUACAACAACGAUGGGACUUUGUGAAAAAAUCGAAUUUGUGCAAAAAUUGUUUACGCACACAUAGCGGUAAAUGUAACUCGUGGCACUGCAAAAAUUGUCGUAGAUUUCACAAUAUACUUUUACAUAACGAGGCCUCUACUGCGACCGCAAGUCGCGAUUCGAGAAAAUCGGAUAACGUGACCGACUCAAGAUCAGAAGUAAAUUCGGAAUGA
This is a messenger RNA of Cephus cinctus (wheat stem sawfly), 1218 nucleotides long. RefSeq lists its product as uncharacterized. The transcript has a single exon. The record is from RefSeq and is a predicted model, not a curated record. Bases 1 to 1218 code for a protein of 405 amino acids. NCBI's taxonomy places the organism in Eukaryota, Metazoa, Arthropoda, Insecta, Hymenoptera, Cephidae.